Meleagris gallopavo (turkey) is the source of this 2024-nucleotide messenger RNA. Lineage: Eukaryota; Metazoa; Chordata; Aves; Galliformes; Phasianidae. The record is from RefSeq and is a predicted model, not a curated record.
GAUCGCAUGGGCAUGUGCUUUAGCAAGAUUAAUCAUCUCUAAACGCUUUAAUCAGCUAAAAUGACUAAUAUGUGUUUUGUAAACGUCAACAAAUGAUGAAACCUUCCUCGGCAGAGACGCUUCACAAAGGAAGGAUGUGGUGGAUAAUUCUUCUAAGCACAAUUGCUCUAGCAUGGACUACACCCAUUCCCUUGAUAGAGGACUCGGAGGAACUGGAUGAGCCUUGCUUCGAUCCAUGCUACUGUGAAGUGAAGGAGAGCCUUUUCCAUAUACAUUGUGACAACAAGGGAUUUAUAAAUAUUAGUCAGAUAACAGAGUCGUGGUCGAGACCUUUUAAACUUUAUCUGCAGAGGAACUCCAUGAGGAAAUUGUACACCAACAGUUUUCUUCACUUAAACAACGCUGUGUCCAUUAACCUUGGGAACAAUGCACUGCAGGACAUUCAGACGGGGGCUUUUAACGGGCUCCGGGUCCUGAAGAGGUUGUAUUUGCACGAGAACAAAUUGGACAUUUUCAGAAACGACACUUUCCUGGGUUUGGAAAGUCUGGAAUAUCUGCAGGCAGAUUACAAUGUCAUUAAGCGGAUUGAAAGCGGGGCGUUUCGAAACCUAAGUAAAUUGAGGGUCCUUAUCCUAAAUGACAAUCUCAUCCCCAUGCUUCCCACCAACCUAUUUAAGUCCGUGUCCUUAACCCACUUGGACUUGCGCGGGAACAGGUUGAAAGUGCUCUCGUACCGCGGGAUGUUGGACCACAUUGGCAGGAGCCUGAUGGAGAUUCAGCUGGAGGAGAACCCGUGGAACUGCACGUGUGAGAUCGUGCAGCUGAAGAGCUGGCUGGAGCGCAUCCCCUACACCGCCUUGGUAGGGGACAUCACCUGCGAGACCCCCUUCCACUUCCACGGCAAGGACCUGCGGGAAAUCAAGCGGAGCAAGCUGUGCCCCAUGCUGUCCGACUCCGAGGUGGAAGCCAGCCUGGGCAUCCCCCAGCUGUCCUCCAGCAAGGAGAACGCGUGGCCCACCAAGCCCUCCUCCAUGCUGUCCUCCUUCCAUUUCACUGCUUCCUCGGUUGAGUACAAAACGUCCAACAAGCAGCCCAAGCCCACCAAGCAGCCCCGGGUGCCCCGGCCUCCCCCGACGCCCCGUGGGCUGUACCCUGGGCCCAACCAGCCGCCCGUGGCCGCCUACCAGACCCGGCCCCCCAUCCCCAUCAUCUGCCCCACGGGCUGCUCCUGCAGCUUGCACAUCAACGACCUGGGCCUGACGGUCAACUGCAAGGAGAGAGGCUUCCACAACAUCUCCGAACUCCUGCCCAGGCCCCUGAACGCCAAGAAGCUCUACCUGAGCGGGAAUUUGAUACAGAAAAUCUAUCGCUCCGAUUUCUGGAAUUUUUCCUCUUUGGAUCUCUUACACCUGGGGAACAACCGCAUUUCCUACGUGCAGGACGGGGCUUUUAUCAACCUGCCCAAUCUCAAGAGCCUCUACCUGAACGGCAACGACAUUGAGCGGCUCACCCCGGGCAUGUUCCGGGGCCUGCAGAGCUUGCAUUACCUGUACUUCGAGUACAACCUGAUCAGGGAAAUCCAGCCGGCGGCCUUCAGCCUCAUGCCCAACCUGAAGCUGCUCUUCCUCAACGACAACCUGCUGCGCACUCUGCCCACCGACGCCUUCGCCGGCACCUCGCUGGCCCGGCUCAACCUCCGCAACAACCACUUCUUGGCGCUGCCGGUGGCCGGGGUGCUGGAGCACCUGCACGCCAUCGUGCAGAUCGACCUGAAGCUCAAUCCUUGGGACUGCACCUGCGAGCUGGUGCCUCUCAAGCAGUGGCUGGAGGCCCUCAGCUCUGUCAGCGUGGUGGGCGAGGUGCUGUGCGCCAGCCCCGAGCGCUUGGCCCGACGCGACCUGCGCUUCUUCCUACAGGUGGAGAGGACGGGAACCACCAGGUCACUGGUGGAGAUAGGGAUGGCUGCUGAAGCCAUCGGUUUUGCUAUAGAUGGUGAUCACCAGAAGGUUACAGGCGUGACGUGA